Messenger RNA from Microplitis mediator, 1893 nucleotides. RefSeq lists its product as uncharacterized. The coding region runs from base 67 to 717 and encodes 216 amino acids. The record is from RefSeq and is a predicted model, not a curated record. Gene Ontology annotation, biological process: proteolysis. The transcript is spliced from 3 exons. NCBI's taxonomy places the organism in Eukaryota, Metazoa, Arthropoda, Insecta, Hymenoptera, Braconidae. Gene Ontology annotation, molecular function: serine-type endopeptidase activity.
GACCAAUAUGAAAGAUGGAAUCAUGAUUGGACAGUUGAUAUUUUAAUUGAACGUAAUUUGGUUAGUAUGAAGACUGUUUAUCAUUGUCUCGGUUCACUGGUACAUGAACGAGGUGUACUUACUAGCGCUGAAUGUCUAAACAGGACAAGUCCAUUCGCAGGUAAUACGAUAAUAAAAGUAUACGGCGCGACAUUUUUGAAUUUAGAAACUGGUUUGAAAUUAACAAAUAUACAUUCGAUUUCUAAUGUAAGUUAUCAUGAUUGGCAAAAAGAAUACAAUAGGACAAAACUGGAUUAUGCGUUACUAACUCUUUACUGGCCGAUUUUUUUUAAUAAUCAACUACAUUUAAUAAAUUCAGCAAAUGAAUCGAUAAUCGGUAGCAUUGAUUUUGAAAAUUGCAUAUUAACUUCUAUUACACGUGACAAAAGAAAACAUAUAGUUCCAGUAGAAUGUUUAUAUAUCAAUGAGGGAAAUAAAUUAAAUUGUACGUCGAAGGAUGACGAAGGCGGAUUUUACGAUUCCGGGAGUCCAGUAAGCUGUCAAUUGAAAGAUUCAAGAACAUUAGUAUUAAUUGGAUUCAUAUCAAAAUAUCGUCGAUUUUUGAAUGAGGACGGAUCCAGAACGUUAAUACCUAUAUAUACUUCUAUUAUUCCUGUAGGCCAAUCGUUACAUUAUAAUGAUGUUAGUCAACAUCUAAACACCAUUGUAAAUAUAUAAAUAUAUACACAUACACAUACAUUUAUAUAUAUAUAAAUAGAAUACUCAAAUUAAUUCAUAACAUGUUUGAUAUGAUAUUAUCAUAUAUGUUGAUAUAUGAUGUUACGAAAAAUGUAUAUGGCAUAGCAUUGAUAUAUAUGAUUAUGUGAGCUCAUAUAUAGUUAUAUAUAGAUCAUAUCUGAUCUUAUAUAUUUAUUAUCCUGGGAGAUUUAAGUGUAAGAAUUUAUGUAAAUUUCAAAUAAAAAUUGUAAAUUUAUAUAUGUAUCUAUAUAUAUAUAUUAGGGUGUGUCAUUUUAGGGCAACUUUUUUUUUCAACGCCCAUUUAAAUAAAAUGGGAAAAAAAAUUUGAGAUUGGAAUUUCAUACUCCGGCAAUGGCUCACUGUGCAGAUAAGUUCAGGAUGUGAUUUCGUAGGGGAUUAAACGCGUACAAAAAAAGUCUAUUAUCAUUUUUUGAUAAAUCCAUCUGUUGAAAAGUUAUUGGAGAUGGAAGUCAAAUUUCCAGUAAAUUUCUAGAUCUUUUUACUUUUCCAGCGAAACUAUCAGACUUAUCACAAAAUGUCAUGAGAUCUUUUUUGUAGACAAUUUUAUUGUCUACAAAUUAUCUUUGAUAAAGUUUUUUAAAAUUCCGCAUUGUUUUCUAGUUAUUUCUAUUUUAAUACCAAGCUCUUAAAAAAAGGAGUGUUCUGAUCGAUUUCAGAAGCUGGACAUUAAAAUGGAAAUAACUAGAAAACAAUGCGGAAUUUUAAAAAACUUUAUCAGUGAUAAUUUGUAGGGAAUGAAAUUGUCUACAAAAAAGAUCCUGUGACAUUUUGUGAUAAGUCUGAUAGUUUCGCCGGAAAAGUAAAAAGAUCUAGAAAUUUACUGGAAAUUUGACUUCCAUCUGCAAUAACUUUUCAACAGAUGGAUUUAUCAAAAAAUGAUAACAGACUUUUUUUGUACAGCGUUCAAUUCCCUACGAAAUUACAUCCUGAACUUAUCUGUACAAUGAGCCAUUGUCGAGGUAUGAAAUUCCGAGCUUAAAGUUUUUUUUUUCCAUGUUAUUUAAAUAGGAAAUCAAAAAUCACCAAGAGGCAGCUCUUAAUAUUAAUAUUAAGGGCUCCAAUUUUACCAGGCAUCUUAUUUUACCUGCCUGCAAGUACAGAAUUUAGUAGGACGUUGAAAAAAAAACCCUAAAA